Messenger RNA from Lactuca sativa (garden lettuce), 1794 nucleotides. Its product is annotated as RING/U-box superfamily protein. The record is from RefSeq and is a predicted model, not a curated record. Lineage: Eukaryota; Viridiplantae; Streptophyta; Magnoliopsida; Asterales; Asteraceae. Gene Ontology annotation, cellular component: cytoplasm.
UCGCUCUUUCUCUCCCACACCACACGCGUAUAUAAUCAGAGAAAGUUCUGAUCGUGUCCCCUCUUCUCCUCUACAAAUCUCUCGAUCUCCAUACCGGAACCCCCUUCUCUCUGUUAUAUCUAACCAACCUCCACGCACGUUUAUCGAUUUCCCUCAACCAUAUUCAUCCAACUUCAACAAAUUCAAGGAUGUGUUGGGCAUCGGAUUUCUUGUUCCAAGAACGUGGUUUCGUGUUCUGGGGAAUUCUAUUGUGAUUGGUCAAAUUAGAAAUUAGGGUUUUGUUACAAAAUUGAAGUAGAGAUAGAGUUGAUUUGGGUUUUGUUUGAUCUUGAAUGGGGAAUAAGUUGGGUAGGAGGAGACAGCUAGUGGACGAGAAGUAUACAAGACCUCAAGGGCUGUAUCAACACAAGGAUGUAGAUCACAAGAAGCUUCGUAAGCUUAUACUUGAUUCCAAGCUCGCUCCUUGCUAUCCCGGAGAUGAUGACUGCAGUUGCGAUCUUGAAGAAUGCCCGAUUUGUUUCUUGUAUUAUCCAAGUCUAAAUAGAUCGCGAUGUUGCACAAAAGGCAUCUGUACAGAAUGUUUCCUACAGAUGAAGACCCCAAAUUCCACACGCCCUACGCAAUGCCCCUUUUGUAAAACGUUAAACUAUGCUGUGGAGUAUAGAGGGGUGAAGACUAAAGAGGAAAAAGGGCAGGAACAAAUUGAAGAACAAAGGGUGAUUGAAGCAAAAAUAAGAAUGAGACAACAAGAAAUUCAAGAUGAAGAGGAAAGAAUGCUAAAAAGACAAGAGAGAAGCUCUUCAAGCAGAAUAAUUGAUUCAAAUGAGGCUGAAUAUUUCUCUAGAGCAGCAACGCCUUCUUCAGAAGGUGAGGAAAUUGUUUCCGCUCCUAAUUCAGGUGUAACAACAUUUAGACAUCCUCAACGCCCUAGGGACAACAGAGAGGAUGAGUUUGACCUUGACCCAGAGAACAUAAUGCUAAUGGAAGCCAUCUGGUUGUCAUUUCAGGAGGAUGGAAAAAACCAACGCCACAAUGUGAAUUAUGGCGACGCAGCGCAAUUAGCAAAAUACGCAACAGAAGUUCGUGUUCUCGCGUCCAUGGCCCCACAAGCUGAGUCAUCAUCAUUAUCAUCUUCAUCCUCAUCCUCAUCGCCUUCCGGUGGUCUAGCGUGCGCCAUAGCCGCACUCGCCGAACGCCAACAAAUGGGGGGAGAAUCUUCCACGAAUUACAACAACUACAAUGGCAACGUAUCAUCAACGUACAACAUCAUGCAUCCCGAAUCCACCUCACUCAAUACUCAUCUUCAAGAUGGAGGAUGGGGAAACAACAACAACAAUGAAACUUCAUAUGGGUAUCAUCAUGAUGAUAAUGAGUAUGGGGGACAUGAUGAGAUGGAGGGUGGAGGUGGUGGUGGAGGAGGUGGAGGUGGUGGUGGAAUAGUUCCUGAGAGCUUUGAGGAGCAGAUGAUGUUGGCAAUGGCGGUUUCAUUGGCGGAAGCUCGAGCUAGGAGUAGUAGUGGUGCACCGGAGGUUGCGUGGAUUUAGGGUAAUGUUUGUUGGUGGUGUAUACAAUGUGUAAAAUUGGGGAAAAGAAUUGAGUGUAGAUUUGUGGGUAGAGGUUUGAGAUUUGAAUCAUGGAAGUAGAAGGAUACAGACAGAAAGACAUAUAGGUCACUUUCCUCCCUCCCUUUGUAUUGAAAUUUGAGAGUUUGUAUGAUUGGUUGUUGUUGGUGGGAGGAUUUGGAAUUGGGUUUGAAAAGUGAAGUUGAUCAUCAUCUUUGGAACCUUAAAGAAA